Molecule: messenger RNA, 2296 nt
Organism: Lingula anatina
Lineage: Eukaryota; Metazoa; Brachiopoda; Lingulata; Lingulida; Lingulidae
Product: meiotic recombination protein SPO11
Biological process (GO): reciprocal meiotic recombination; meiotic DNA double-strand break formation; meiotic DNA double-strand break processing
Cellular component (GO): nuclear chromosome
Molecular function (GO): DNA topoisomerase type II (double strand cut, ATP-hydrolyzing) activity; DNA binding; ATP binding
Source: RefSeq, a predicted model, not a curated record
UUCCGGGAACAUGGCAGCAGGCGACGGCAACUUCUGGCAAAGAGUAGAUGAACUACAACGAACUCUGUUAGAAAGUGAACGUAUUUCACAAUUACGCCACAAGUUUUUGUCUUCGCUAGAUAACUCAGCUGAAAAUCCACUGAAGCAAAAGAUUGACAGAUCCAGUAUCCUGAGAGCAAUAGAAGACUGCACUUUUCAGAUACUGACAGACAUCUGCCAUGGACAUCCACCAGUAUUAGUGUAUGAAGACAGAUCCUCAUGGGACAACACCAGCUUUUCAGAAGAAAUGGGUAUUAAAAUGAAACCUGCAGCUAAGAGUCGUACAACACGAUUUGAUAACCCAGUAUCUUUACCAAAAUUUGCACUUACUUUGAAGCUGAUGUCUAUGAUCCACCUAUUGGUAAAGACCAAUACAUACUCAACCAAAAGGGACAUGUACUAUCAAGAUACACAGCUAUUUGGGACACAGUCCGUUGUAGAUGAAAUAAUUGACAACAUAUCUUGUAUGUUGAAGGUCCCAAGGUGGUGCCUUAAGGUGUUGGCUACUUCCAAAGGUUCCAUAGCUGGGGACUUGACAUUCAAUGAAGCAGAUGGUAAUUUUGUGGAUUGCAGUUUGUCUUCAGCAGGUGUUCCUGUCCCUUCCCAUGUCCAUGGUUUGUAUAAUUUGUGUACAACUGCCAAGUUUGUGUUGGUUGUUGAAAAAGAUGCUACUUUCCAAAAACUCCUUGAUGAUGGCAUCUGCAGAACUCUAGCACCUUGCAUAAUGGUGACUGGUAAAGGUUUUCCUGAUUUAAACACAAGGUUAAUGGUGCGAAAACUCUGGGACACAUUCCAUUUGCCUACAUUUGUCUUUGUGGACGGAGAUCCUCAUGGUAUGGAGAUAAUGUGUGUGUAUAAAUUUGGAUCUAAGGCUCUUUCCUUCGAGGCCCAUAACUUGACUGUCCCGUCUGUUAUGUGGAUAGGAAUAUUGCCUUCAGAUAUUCACAGACUUCAGAUUCCUCAGAAUAUGUUAAUUCCCCUGAAGAAGUCUGAUUUUGACAAAGCUAGAGAUCUGUCAAAAAGACCUUACUUCCAGGCUCAACAAGCGUGGAAGAGAGAGCUUGAGCUGCUGGUAGCUAUGGGAGUGAAGGCAGAAAUCCAAUGUCUGACUAGCCUGUCUCCAACCUUCCUAUCAGAAGUCUACCUUCCUAACAAAAUCCGGUUUGGAGGAUGGAUCUAAAUAUAGGGAACCCCACACCAAGUCAUCAGCAUUCAAAAUGCAGUAUACAAGUUGUGACCAGAGCAAUCCUUGCUGUUACCUUUAUUUCACCCUUAAUAUACAUUUUUUUAGAUACAAAUAAUUUAUCCAGGUGUCUGAAUAUAUUGUGAUUUCUCCUGUCUGUCCAUGGCGUCGCCACUGCUAUUGCUUUUCUUCACUGUCGCUAGUUGAAAUGUGCCUGAUUUAGGUAACAUUUGCUGGGAUAUUUUAACCACAAAAAUUUAGCCCAGUACAUGUAUCUAAAUAAGGUUUCUGAUUAGAUUUUACACUUUUUAUUGCAUGUUGGAUAUGUAUGUGACCCAUUUGCCCUCAGACAACCAGGUCAUGUGGUGAGGAGGCUAUAUCAGUAAAGUGCAAGUUUCAUAAGACGUUUCUGUACGAUAAGAUGAAGGUCGGUUAUGAAAAUCGGCAUCAUCAGAUAAAAUCAAGUGUUUUACUGUGCUUGAUACUUUUAUGUGUUCUCUUUCCCUCCCUCCCUACAUUUACAUUUGGGAAAGGUGUUGACAGAAUUUUAAACAGGAGAGAUACCUAAGUUGCCUCAGGUAACCUACUUUUAACAGUAUUUCAUGCAGUCUUAAAAUUCUUAUGUUCGUUAAGUUUUCCUUUGAUAGCUUUGGCUAAAACAGAACGCGUUAGAUUUUAAAUGAUACCUACGCCUUGCUUAUGCUUUCAAAUUUUUUUGUUAUUUGCCAUUUAAGGAAUUUAAGAUUGCGCUUUCUUGCGUUGUGUCAUUGUUCACUUUGUAACUUGCCAACUUCUUCUUUUUUAAAGAAGUGUUUUUCAGACAUUGUUAUCAGCCUUAUAUAAACGCUGGGUCUGUGCCAAAUUUUGUGUCGUGUUGCCAUAUAAAUGAAGUGCUCAUUCUCACAUAAACUGAAAAGUUUCAUAUUUUAACGUACUACAUAGAACAGAUAUGAAUUUUAAAAAGGCGUUGCCUUGCGUAAAAUUUGCGGUUACCCGCACACAUUCCUUGUCAUACUUUAACUUCAGGUAAUAGAUCAGACCUUAUUAACAAAGGUUUGUUUCUAUGAAAAUAAA